AUAUUCGCGUCCCCUGAAUCUGAAUUUCUUCCUACCCUAUAUAUAUUCGUAUCUACAGAACCCUUCCUCUCCAUUUUUGCCUGUACAAUUUCGGGUUCUAUGUUCAAGAUACAGAGAGCGAAAGUCCAAACGGCGGUGAUUUUUCGAAAUGGACCUGAACUUGAAUUUGUCUCUUGGUUAUAUUCCCAGAACCAUCAGUGACCUUCUCGGGGAAGUUUCAGCUGCAACAGAGACUUCGCUCAAAUUGUCAAAGCUUGAUGAGUACGUGGAAGGAUUGGAAAAUGAAUUGAGAAAGAUCGAAGCUUUUAAGCGGGAGCUUCCUCUCAGUAUGAUCCUCUUAAACGAUGCUAUUACGAGAUUAAAGGAGGAGGCAAUGCAGUGGAGGGAAUUGAAUGAUCGACCGCCUUUGAUGGAGGAGGUUCGGCCAUUGAAAGGUAAAUUGGGUGUCGAUGGAGGGCUAAUUUUGGAAAAGAAGGAUCAGAAGAACUGGAUGAGCUCUGCUCAGCUUUGGAGCAUUAACAUCGACUCUGAUCAGAGAAAACAAGACCCAAUAUCAGAACUCGCACUGAGAAGAGAAGAAAACGAUCGGUUAGGUGCUGGGAAGGUGAGUCAGCUAUGUAAUAAUGGAAGCAAGGGAGGGACGUUUGUGGAUUUUCAAGGGGCUGAGAAGGAUGCUCCUCCACAAGUUCCAGCUCUUUCUCUCAUACCGCCAAUGUCUUCUUCAUAUGUUCGAGUGAAGAUACAAAGUAAACAUCAAGAACCUCAACAGCAGCAACAGACGCAGAGGAAGCAGAGGAGGUCCUGGUCACAGGAACUUCAUCGCCGAUUUGUUGAUGCACUUCAACAACUCGGGGGUUCUCAAGUGGCUACUCCUAAACAGAUAAGGGACCUUAUGCAAGUGGAUGGCUUAACCAAUGAUGAAGUUAAAAGCCAUCUACAAAAAUACCGACUUCAUGUUCGAAAACUUCCAGCUUCUGUAGAGGGUCCUGAAAAUGGCUUAUCAAUGGAACAAAGCCAAUGCAAAGACUACUCAGAAACGAAUGACUCUCCACAGGGUCCCCUCAAUGCAGGUGGCCCUGGCUCUGGCUCUGGAGGAGACAGUAUGGAAGAGGAGGAGGACGAGAGAUCAGAUGGACGAAGUUGAAGAGACAGGUUACACAAAAUGGAAUAAGUUGAUGUACAGUGUGAAGUACUGAUCCCCCAUGAAUUUUGCAGAUACAGAUAUCCAUGGGGAAUCAAAUUGUAAACAUGAAAUACGUCUGACAAAGAGUGAAUUAAGACUGGAGUUUGUUGUUUUUUUUUGAAGCCGUGCUUAACAAACUAGAGAGGUUGUGAGAUUUUUCUGAACAACAUAUAGUAGGUUGCUCUCCAUUGCUCUGAGUUCUAUACACUUCGUCAUCUAUGACAACAUGACAUUGUUGGCUUUAUGUAGUUCUGUUUUGUUUUAAGUAUGGGCCUUGGUUUGCCAAUUUUGUUGAUUGUUUGUUCUGAUGCAAUUGACAGAGUCUCUUUCUGUCAAAGCAUUCGAGUAGAGGAUACAUUUAUAGGGUAUUUGUUCAUGUUC
Messenger RNA from Tripterygium wilfordii, 1564 nucleotides. Its product is annotated as transcription factor HHO5-like. The transcript has 5 exons. The coding region runs from base 149 to 1144 and encodes 331 amino acids. Gene Ontology annotation, molecular function: DNA binding; DNA-binding transcription factor activity. The record is from RefSeq and is a predicted model, not a curated record. Lineage: Eukaryota; Viridiplantae; Streptophyta; Magnoliopsida; Celastrales; Celastraceae. Gene Ontology annotation, biological process: regulation of DNA-templated transcription.